AUGUCGUCCCUCCAGGAGAUGCGGACGCUGGGCAUCGACCCGAGUCGCCGAAACACACGUGCCAUUCCUUUGUCCGACGCCGAACGCAAGGUUCUCGAGCCCUAUCUCGACAACAUCCACUACUCGCAGAGAUACUCAGACGACCAGUACGAGUACCGGCACGUGCUUCUGCCCAAGCAGAUGCUCAAGCUCAUCCCUGACCAGUACCUCGACGAGAGCAAAAAGACCAUGAAGCUGCUUUGGGAGGACGAGUGGCGGUCUAUGGGGAUCACACAGGUCGGUCGUAUUGACAUUCCUGACCUUGUGCAGAGUCUAGGAUGGGAGCAUUACGAGGUGCACGAGCCGGAGCCACACAUUCUUCUCUUCAAGUGA
Molecule: messenger RNA, 372 nt
Organism: Sporothrix schenckii 1099-18
Lineage: Eukaryota; Fungi; Ascomycota; Sordariomycetes; Ophiostomatales; Ophiostomataceae
Product: cyclin-dependent kinase regulatory subunit CKS1
Exons: 3
Coding region: 1-372 (123 amino acids)
Biological process (GO): regulation of mitotic cell cycle
Cellular component (GO): cyclin-dependent protein kinase holoenzyme complex; SCF ubiquitin ligase complex
Molecular function (GO): cyclin-dependent protein serine/threonine kinase activator activity; ubiquitin binding; protein kinase binding
Source: RefSeq, a predicted model, not a curated record